AUUCUUUCUAUAUUUACACGAAGAGGGUCCACUUCUGCUGCAUCCACGUGUGAUCAAAAAGGGUAGGACCUCUUGAGCUCUGUUCAUUUGUGCUGGAGCUGAAUUGAGCCAUACUUCUCGUCCGUAACACCAGACCUUGCAUCUUUGCUAUUUUUUUUUAAAAAAAGAUAAAAAAUAAAAAAAAAUAAAAAAAAACAAAAAAAACAUGCUUUAAGCACUUCGUGAAUAUGCGACUUGUCUACCUAUGCCACCAACAUCUUCAUGUCCAGUUUCUUCCUUCCCCCUCCCUGAAUAGUUGAGACCCAUAUCAACAUAUCCCGAUCGUCUUUCAGAAUGCCCGCACAGCGUCCUCGCGCGGCUUUUGAACCGCUUUCCCCAGACCUAGACCUAGAGGCUUUAGUGGAAUCGACACCGAACUUCGAGUUUGUUACCAGGAUUCACUGCGAUGCUAUCGAUCAGAAUGACUUGGAUGAUUUUGAGAAACUUGUUGCACUUCAGGUUGUUCGAUUGGGCAGACCGUUGGUCAUUGAGGGUUUUGAGAAAAGGCUGAAUCAUACCUUUUUCUCCGAGAAGUGGCUCAGGGGCCAUUAUUCUGCAAAGACGGAAUAUGCGCGGAAUUUAAGUACAAAGACCGACUUGCCUCUGACGAUGGGACAUUAUCUUAAAAAUAUGCCGCUUCUUACUGAUCAAUGGACACCAUACAACUACAAAGACCCUGAUCGGCAGCGGAUAUAUCUGAAAGAUAUUGAUUGCCCCCCUGAAUGGCAUGAUGAAUUGAAAGAAGUCAUACCGUCGCCGGUCUUUUAUCUCAACAAGGCCCACUCGAACGCUCCGGUGGCCAGAGCUGGUGAUUUGAUGAGCUGUCUUCCUCUAAACGCACGUGCAGAGAAUCUUAUGUGCUACAUCGGCCAUGAGGGAACCUAUACACCAGCCCAUCAAGAGAUGUGUGGCAGCCUCGGCCAGAAUAUAAUGGUUGAAGCAUCUGAUGGUUCAGCUGAAUAUGGAAAAGAUACUAAGCAAGGAUCUUCUAUCUGGUUCAUGACGGAGAGCAAGGACCGCCGUGCUGUCUCGAAUUACUGGAUGUCCACGCUUGGUCAUGACAUUAACAUCGAGGACCAUUUCGCACAGAUAAACGCUUGGAAAGCAGCCCCAUUCAAAACAUACGUCGUCGAACAGAGACCAGGAGAUUUCAUUCUUAUACCGCCUCUAGCAGCACAUCAGGUGUGGAACCGCGGAACGAGGACAAUGAAGGUUGCUUGGAAUCGGACCACCGUGGAAACCUUGGACAAGGCCUUACAUGAAGCUCUACCUCACGCAAGAAUGGUUUGCCGGGAUGAACAAUAUAAAAACAAGUCCAUCGUGUUCUACUCGCUCGAACACUACUCCGCCGUCCUUAAAAAAGCCCAGAAAUCCGACAUAAAUCGCCCGACCUACAAGAAACUGAUCAAGGAUUUCCAGCAGCUCUUCAAUUUGUACAAUGAGGUACUUCUUUCUGAAUGCUUCGGCAGCAAUUUACCCGGACAAGAUGUCGAGUUUAUUCCUUAUGAUAGCAAUAUCACAUGCUCCUACUGUCGAGGAAAUAUCUUUAACAGGUUCCUCACUUGUCCGAAUUGCGUUGCUCCAUCUAUUUCGGAUGAGGACGACGCGUACGACAUUUGCAUGGAAUGUUAUGUGAUGGGUCGAAGCUGUCUUUGCAUAUCAGCCCUCAAAUGGGCUGAGCAAUUCGAUUGGAACGAACUCGAAGCGAAGCAUGAGGCUUGGAGGCAACAACUCCUCAAAGCCAAGUCAGAACUUGAGCAGACAUAUUUGCCUUUGGAUACACAAAGAGAGCGACUGAACAAAAGGACGCUGGCUGAGAUUUGCCAAAAAGAGCUAAGUAGGCGGCCUUGGGUCGAUAUCAGCAAACCAAUCGUCCAGUCAGAACCUAUGGAAGGGAAAGAUAGUGACACGGAGGAGAUCGUCUCUGCACGCAAAAGACGAAAAAUGUCUCGGGGAGAUCAAACAGAGAAGGUUGGUCGGUGUCACAUUUGCAGGUAUCUUGAACCACUGUGGAAACUUGCCUCGUGCACACAUUGUGACAAGUACUAUUGUUAUGGAAGUCUCUAUAGGGCUUUCAACAUGCUUCCGCAACAGACAAUGGAGGUUCUGGAUUGGAAAUGCCCUAAAUGCAAUAAAAUUUGCAGUUGUGCUGCCUGUCGCCGGGAUCCGACGAUGCGCCCUUUCGAGCCCACAUGCAUGUUACUCGGCCAUGACACCCGGAAAAUUGCGGAUCCGCGUAGCGUGGAAAGUCUUGUAGACUUCCGGCAUUCGAAUCUACGCUGGUUAAAGAAGGCUGCGGAAGAUGAGACCGAUGGACCGAAGGAGCAUCAGCCUCAGCAUCACCAGAAUGAGGAUGAACAGCACAAUCAGCUGGCACCUGGGCAGGGCAUCCAACUAGAGGAGUCCUCUACAGUCCCAGAGUCUUCGACAGACUAUGAAGGCUUUCCGGUAGAUCCUGCUCUGGAGAGAUUGCUGCUACCUGAGGGUGGAAUGUCUACACCGUCCGGUAAUUAGUUAAUAUGAAUUUAUGAGCGGACAUGAGAACUUUCACAUGUAGGAUACAUUGGUAGCAAGUUGGGUUCUGAUAUUGGUCAUUCAAGCGAGUGGUAUUCGUUUCUUUU
Messenger RNA from Aspergillus brunneoviolaceus CBS 621.78, 2660 nucleotides. RefSeq names its product putative JmjC domain protein. Lineage: Eukaryota; Fungi; Ascomycota; Eurotiomycetes; Eurotiales; Aspergillaceae. The record is from RefSeq and is a predicted model, not a curated record. The transcript has 2 exons. Bases 334 to 2553 code for a protein of 739 amino acids.